GCCAUGCGGCCAUUUGCCUCCCGAAUCUCAACACCACACCGUGUCCUUUCCGUUUCGCUUCUCUCAUGGACGGUCGUCCACCCUAAUCACCCAUUACUCUCAUUCUUCCAUAUCCUUUCCAAACCGCCAUCUGCAUUUCUCCGGCAAACACAAAAUGCACCCCAUCUCCCUCCUCUCCCUCCUCCUCUUCUCCUCCGCCCUCCCGACCCCCGCCUCGGCCCUCCGCUCCUCCAACGCCCAGAAAAUAAAACUCUCCAAUGUCCAAAGCCUCACCCUCCGAAAAGACAAAAUGACGUCCCACCGCCGCGUCCCCGCCAUCCCCCAACUCCGCUGCGUCGGCGGCUCCGCCAAAGGCCUCUACGAGGUCGACAUCAUGCGCUGCAAGAACGAAGGGUCCGACUAUGCGAGCGAGGAUAUCCAGUGGGCGUGUACGGCGUCGCUGCCUGAGGAGUUUAAGCUGGGUUCUACGGAUGUGAUUUGCGAAGGGUAUGAUUCUCCCGAUGAUGAGUAUGUGCUCAAGGGGAGUUGUGGGGUCGAGUAUCGGUUGGUCUUGACGGAGAAGGGGAGGGAGAAGUAUGGUGGAGGUCAUAAGGGGGGCUGGUGGGGUGAUGAUGAUGAUGACCGGUAUGAUGGGCCGAAGACAUUUGGGGAGAGGGUCGCGAAUGCCGUGUUUUGGAUGGUGUUUUUAGGCGUCGCGGGGUGGAUUGUAUAUUCGGCCUUCAUUGGGUGGGCGAGGGGACGAGGUGUGAACGAUCCCGGAGUAUAUCGUCCUGGAUGGGGCGGCGGAGGAGGUGGAGGCGGAGGCUGGGGCGGACCGGACGACCCUCCACCUCCGUACGAUUGGCAGCCUCCUCGGAACAACCGCAAACCUGGCUAUGGGUCGACCGAAAGUUGGAGGCCUGGAUUCUGGUCGGGUGCACUAGGAGGAGCGGCGGCUGGAUAUGCGGCUGCUCGCGCUGCAAACAGGAAUAAUACCGGCUCGGGGUGGGGGUUUGGAAACAGUAACAGUCGCUGGGGCGGAUAUGAUAAUGGGGAGGGGAGCUCGAGGUCGAGGGCGUCGUCCAGCUCUCCGAGCCAUUCGUCGACGAGGCAUGAAAGUACUGGGUUUGGCUCGACGUCGCGGAGAUAGAGAUGCAUGGUGAUAUUUUCCCGUGGUUCAAAGAAUGAUACCCUGUUUAUGUGCUUUUGCAAUGACGUAUGCAAUGUACUUUUGAAUGUAUUGGAACACUGUAAAAGAAUAUGACUAGCUG
Molecule: messenger RNA, 1250 nt
Organism: Westerdykella ornata
Lineage: Eukaryota; Fungi; Ascomycota; Dothideomycetes; Pleosporales; Sporormiaceae
Exons: 1
Coding region: 155-1129 (324 amino acids)
Biological process (GO): regulation of store-operated calcium entry
Cellular component (GO): endoplasmic reticulum membrane
Source: RefSeq, a predicted model, not a curated record